Jaculus jaculus (lesser Egyptian jerboa) is the source of this 5462-nucleotide messenger RNA. RefSeq names its product RAB11 binding and LisH domain, coiled-coil and HEAT repeat containing (gene Relch). Gene Ontology annotation, biological process: intracellular cholesterol transport. The transcript has 29 exons. Lineage: Eukaryota; Metazoa; Chordata; Mammalia; Rodentia; Dipodidae. Bases 267 to 3917 code for a protein of 1216 amino acids. The record is from RefSeq and is a predicted model, not a curated record. Gene Ontology annotation, molecular function: protein binding. Gene Ontology annotation, cellular component: recycling endosome; trans-Golgi network.
ACGCCUGCAGAGCCGGCUGCUGGUUGCAGCAGCAGCAGCAGCAGCAGUAGCAGGAGCAGCCGAAGCAGCGGCGGCGGAGACUGAGAUUAGCAGGUGCCGCUGCAUCCGGGAUUCUUGCUCGGGAGCCUGGUGUGGGCGUGGGGAAGCAGGACCGGACGCGGUCAGGACCAGGCGAGUGUGGGGGUGCCGGCUGAGGCUUCGAGGGGCGUCGAGCGGUGUGCUGUGGGAGCCCGUCAGGGAGGCGCCCGCGCUCCUGUCAGGGUAAGAUGGCGGCGAUGGCGCCGGGAGGCAGUGGCAGCGGCGGCGUGAAUCCUUUCCUGAGCGAUUCGGAUGAGGACGACGACGAGGUGGCGGCCACCGAGGAGCAGCGGGCCGGACUUCGCCUGGGAACCGGGGCUGCCUUAGAUCCCGGCUCGGCGGGCUCGCUGUCGCCCCAGGAUCAGGCCCUGGCUUUGGGGAGCGGUGCCCGGCCAGCACUGCCCGGAGAGCCGUCGGCGACUACGGUGGCCCUGGGGGCUCCCGCCGAGACCCCGGCGCGCCUGUCCAUCGAUGCCAUCGCCGCGCAGCUGCUGCGCGAUCAGUACCUGCUCACGGCGCUGGAGCUGCACACGGAGCUGCUGGAGAGCGGGCGCGAGCUGCCGCGGCUGCGCGACUACUUCUCCAACCCCGGCAACUUCGAGAGGCAGAGCGGGACCCCGCCGGGCAUCGGGGCGCCACCGGGCCCGGGGAGCGCAGGCCUGGCGGGCAGCGCGGGCCGCGAACCCAGCACGGCGUCGGGCGGAGGACAGCUCCAUCGAGCGGGAAGCAUUAGUACCCUUGAUUCUUUAGACUUUGCAAGAUACUCGGAUGAUGGUAACAGGGAAACAGAUGAGAAAGUGGCAGUCCUGGAGUUUGAACUACGGAAAGCCAAGGAGACCAUUCAGGCCCUACGAGCCAACCUGACAAAGGCUGCAGAACAUGAAGUUCCUUUACAGGAACGGAAAAAUUACAAAUCAAGUCCUGAAAUUCAGGAGCCAAUCAAACCUCUUGAAAAGAGAGCUCUAAACUUCUUAGUCAACGAGUUCUUGUUGAAGAACAGCUACAAGCUUACAUCCAUAACCUUCUCAGAUGAAAAUGACGAUCAGGAUUUUGAAUUAUGGGAUGAUGUAGGAUUAAACAUUCCCAAACCCCCCGACUUACUACAGCUUUACCGAGACUUCGGAAAUCAUCAGGUGACUGGGAAGGAUCUUGUGGAUGUGGCUAGUGGUGUCGAUGAAGAUGAGUUAGAGGCUCUUACACCAAGUUUAGGCAACCUUCCUUCCACUCUUGACACUCCUCAGCCUGUAGAGAACUCCUUGCUAAUACAAAAAUUAGAAGAUAAAAUUAGUUUAUUAAAUAAUGAAAAAUGGUCAUUGAUGGAGCAAAUCAGAAAACUUGAAAGUGAAAUGGAUUUCCUCAAAAAUGAACAUUUUGCUGUCCCAGCAGUCUGUGACUCUGUCCAAGCUGCCUUGGACCAGUCUUCCCAAACAGCCUCUGAAGACAGCAUGCGGAGUCUAAGUGUCUGUAGUUCAGACCAGGACAAAAGCAAGGGUAUCCAUCUGUCAGUAUCAGAUGGCAUUGGUUCUGUUGUUCCUAAACAGAGCUCCUCAGACUCCUUACCCAGGAGAGAACAGGAAGAGCUACCGGCUUCGGCUCCAUCCAGCAAGACUUCAGUCCAUUUUGAUAAACCCAACAGGAAAUUAUCUCCUGCCUUCCACCAAGCACUACUGUCUUUUUGUCGAAUGUCAGCAGAUAGUCGUUUAGGUUCAGAGGUGUCUCGGAUUGCAGACAGUGAAAAGAGUGUGAUGUUAAUGCUGGGACGCUGCCUGCCGCACAUUGUUCCCAAUGUGCUGUUGGCAAAGAGAGAGGAGUUGAUCCCCCUCAUACUGUGCACAGCAUGUCUGCACCCUGAGCCUAAAGAGAGAGAUCAGCUUCUCCACAUUCUCUUCAACUUGAUCAAGAGACCAGACGAUGAGCAGAGGCAAAUGAUACUGACAGGUUGUGUGGCAUUUGCACGUCACGUUGGACCAACACGCGUGGAAGCGGAACUUUUACCCCAGUGUUGGGAACAGAUUAAUCACAAGUACCCAGAGAGACGGCUGCUUGUGGCGGAGUCCUGCGGAGCGCUGGCACCUUACCUUCCUAAAGAAAUCCGCAGCUCCUUGGUUCUUUCAAUGUUACAACAGAUGCUAAUGGAAGAUAAGGCAGACUUGGUAAGAGAAGCUGUGAUUAAAAGCCUUGGCAUCAUUAUGGGAUACAUUGAUGAUCCUGACAAAUAUCAACAGGGCUUUGAACUGCUGCUGUUGGCCUUGGGCGACCCCUCGGAAAGAGUGGUCAGUGCGACUCAUCAAGUGUUUUUACCUGCCUAUGCUGCCUGGACCACAGAACUCGGAAACUUACAGUCUCAUCUUAUUCCCACACUGCUGAACAAAAUUGAAAAGCUUCUCAGGGAAGGCGAGCGCGGGCUGGAUGAGCACAAGCUGCACGUGUACCUCUCUGCGCUGCAGUCCUUGAUCCCGUCUCUCUUCGCGCUGGUGCUUCACGAUGCUCCUUUCUCCAGCAAAGCCAAGCUGCACGGCGAAGUGCCGCACAUAGAAGUGACCCGGUUCCCUCGGCCCAUGUCGCCACUCCAGGAUGUGUCCACUGUGAUCGGGAGCCGUGAGCAGCUGGCGGUGCUGCUGCAGCUGUAUGAGCACCAGCUUGAGCACGAGGGGACCACGGGCUGGGAGAGCCUGCUGUGGGUGGUCAACCAGCUGUUGCCACAGCUUAUAGAAAUAGUUGGCAAAAUCAACGUUACUUCGACUGCCUGUGUGCAUGAAUUCUCCAGAUUUUUCUGGCGCCUUUGCCGGACAUUUGGCAAAAUUUUUACAAACACUAAGGUAAAACCUCAGUUCCAGGAGAUUUUAAGACUGUCUGAAGAAAACAUUGAUUCCUCAGCAGGAAAUGGGGUCCUCACUAAAGCUACCGUCCCCAUUUAUGCAACAGGAGUUCUUACGUGUUAUAUCCAGGAAGAAGACCGGAAGCUGCUGGUUGGGUUCUUAGAAGAUGUGAUGACCCUGCUGUCAUUAUCUCAUGCUCCUCUUGACAGCCUGAAGGCUUCUUUUGUGGAACUUGGUGCAAACCCAGCCUACCAUGAGCUGCUACUGACUGUUUUAUGGUACGGUGUUGUCCACACCUCAGCCCUCGUCAGGUGCACUGCUGCCAGGAUGUUCGAGCUGUUGGUGAAGGGGGUGAAUGAGACUCUGGUAGCUCAGAGGGUUGUUCCUGCUCUCAUCACUCUCUCCAGUGACCCUGAGAUCUCUGUCAGGAUCGCCACAAUCCCAGCCUUUGGCACAAUCAUGGAGACAGUCAUUCAGAGAGAGUUGCUAGAAAGAGUGAAAAUGCAGUUGGCUUCUUUCCUGGAAGACCCACAGUAUCAAGACCAGCAUUCUUUGCAUACAGAGAUCAUAAAAACAUUUGGUAGAGUUGGGCCUAACGCAGAACCCAGGUUCCGAGAUGAGUUUGUUAUACCACAUUUACACAAGUUAGCCUUGGUGAACAACUUACAAAUUGUGGACUCGAAAAGACUGGAUAUUGCCACCCAUCUUUUUGAAGCCUACAGUGCACUUUGCUGUUGUUUCAUUUCAGAGGACUUGAUGGUGAAUCACUUUUUGCCUGGCCUCAGAUGUUUACGAACUGACAUGGAACACCUCUCUCCAGAGCAUGAGGUUAUUUUAAGUUCCAUGAUAAAAGAAUGUGAACAAAAAGUAGAAAACAAGACUGUUCAGGAGCCUCAAGGCUCCAUGUCAAUCGCUGCAAGCUUAGUGAGUGAAGAUACAAAGACCAAGUUCUUGAACAAAAUGGGCCAGUUGACAACAUCAGGCGCCAUGUUGGCCAAUGUGUUCCAGAGAAAGAAGUAGUCCCAGGAGGGGCACCCGGGAAACACUAAGACGGACCUCAGGCGGACGGGUUCCUUGUACUUGAAGUGCUAACCUUGUUUCCUCCGUUUCCUGUUCUCUGUUCUCACUUUAUCCCACCUCCAAAGAGAUUUGCACUGCUUUUGAUUAUUGCCGUAUGUCUGUCUGUUGAUUUCAGAAGUACAACUGUGGUAAUAGAAACUUGAUUUAAUGAUCUGUACCAAGUCUAUUCUUUGUUCCUAUCUUUGAGAAUACUUUUAUAUAUAUAUAUGUAUAUAUAUAUAUGUAUAGUGAAGAGGUUUUUUGUUUAUUUUUUUUUAUUUUUGGAUGGGAUAUUAGAGAUCUGUAUUAUACUGUAAGCUAUUACAAUGGUACUUAAAAUAAUGUAAAUUUGAAGUCAUGUUAUAAAAUAAUAAAGGUGGAGAUGACUUAAGUAUUUAAAUUAUGAAAGAAUAAUGCAGACUUUUUAUUGUUUCUUAACUGACUUGGAAAGAGCCACCAGCAUUACUCUGUGCCUUUUGGACUCGGCCUUGUGCGCUCUGUAGGAACUGCGUGUGGCCCAUUCACACCGAGCUGUGAGCUGCUGUGGUGAAGUUGAGUUGCAGAUCCUACAGUAAACAGAUAAUGAUGAAACGUUCAACAUUCAGAGCUCUCAUGAAUACUCUUUUAAGUGCUAUUCAACCCUCCCCAACACUUAGGUGCACAUAACGGACUUACCCAGACAGGUGGCGCCUACACAUGGGGAGUAGGAGCCAAGGUGAACUUACAGUGUCUGUAGUAGGUUUAAAUGCUCAAAACUAAAUGUAACUCAGAAGAGCUAGUAAUUGUUUUUCCAAAUUGAAAUGCAAAUGACAAUAUGGUUUGAAUCUAAAUUUUAACACCUGCUUCUGUAAAACAUGUGUUCUGGUUAUUUAAUUUUACAGGUUACCUUUUUAUUCUGUUACAGAGAAGUACACAAAAGUUAAGGACAUUUGGGGACUGUUAUUUUUCCCUCUAAACUGAAAGUGACAUUGGCUAAAUUAUUACUGAAUACUGGUUACCACCUGGUCCCUUAAAGUCAGUGACAUUCUUGUGUUUGGUAUAUUUUAUAUAGUUGUGUGUUAAUGUACAGUCCCGCUGGGAGUUGACAGUUGUCUACACAGUAAUGCAAUGAAAUAUAAAAGAGUUGGGUAUAGGAAAAAGGUGACUGGUUUGAGGGGUUAAUGUGAGGCCUUUUUGAAAAAUGAAUAUUUUGAUAAAAAGAACUCUUGUUUUGAGCACAGUUGAUGCAUAUAGGUGAUUCUCGUGUUUAUUGUAUAAACUGGCUGAAAACAUUUGGCUUACAUUCACUUCCCGGGAAAGCUAGCUUUACCACACACUGAAGCUCACAAAGUAACUUACCCCGGGCAAAACCGUUAAGGUCAUUCUGAAAUGAUCUCUUCCACUGUAGUGAGAUUUUCUUGACUAGUCUUUCUGAACGGCUGGGCUGUAGGCAUUCCUGAAAAAUUGAAAGUGGCUACCUUUCAUGUCAAAAAUGUUGAGCUAUUAUAAAUAAAAAUGUUUUGCAUA